Molecule: messenger RNA, 300 nt
Organism: Rangifer tarandus platyrhynchus (Svalbard reindeer)
Lineage: Eukaryota; Metazoa; Chordata; Mammalia; Artiodactyla; Cervidae
Source: the annotation of a GenBank genome assembly
AUGGGCCCAAUACUUAGGAUUUCUGAUUUUGUAGGUCUGGAAACUUGCAUUUCUAAGGAGUUCUCAGUUGAUCCUGCUGCUGCUGGUCUGGAAACACAUUUUGAGAAUUUCAGGCCUACAACUUUUACUACUCUUCCCAUCCUUCUGACUGACUCCUCUCAUCCCUCAGGUCUCAGUUUUGAUUUUAUUACCUCUAAAAAGUCCUUCCUAAACCUGAAGUCUAAAUUAAGCAUCCACCCUUUACACUUUCAAAACCCCCUGGACUUGCUUGUGCAUAGAACUGAUCACAGUGUCUUAUGA